Molecule: messenger RNA, 3009 nt
Organism: Pseudomyrmex gracilis
Lineage: Eukaryota; Metazoa; Arthropoda; Insecta; Hymenoptera; Formicidae
Product: transmembrane protease serine 9-like
Exons: 10
Coding region: 235-2544 (769 amino acids)
Biological process (GO): proteolysis
Molecular function (GO): serine-type endopeptidase activity
Source: RefSeq, a predicted model, not a curated record
AGAGAAGUCAGUCGACUAUAAACUUGGGUGCGUAGUCAGCAUUCUAGUCUAAUCUCGGCACGAUAGAUCGACGGUUAACCGCGAUUGUCGUUCUUUGAAAAGUGCAACACGAGUUCUCGGUUUGUGCUGAUUAUUUCCGUAACGAUACUUUUCAAAGAAAAAUAUUUUCUAACGCGAAUGCGUUGAAAGUAUCAGUUCCAAAGCAAAAUUGCUGAAGAACUAUCGCUAGCAAAUAUGACGUUCAUCGGCCUGCUGAUUUUUCUCCUCUCUCUAUCAACAAUUAACGCACAAAAUGAGUGCUCGGAUCCGCGCGCUGUUUGCAUCAAUAUUCGCAACUGUCCAUCUCUUCUUGCCAUCCUGAGAGGAUCGAGACCGCUUUCGGCACAAACAGUACAAACUCUUAGGAACGCUCAGUGUGGCUUUCAAAACAAAGAUCCGUUGGUUUGCUGCGUGAAUAACGAGCAAUCAACGGCAAAGAAUGAUCCGGAUAACGAACCUGCUUUGCCGGAUGUCACGAAUCAUCCGAAUCUACGUUUGUUGAAUCAUCAGCUUUGCGGGCCUGCCGCUUACACCAAAAUACUUCGUAUCGAUGGAAUGAGUACCGGAAUCUUUGAGUACCCGUGGAUGGCGUUGAUCGCGUACAACACCCGAAAACGAAAUUUGGAUUUCCGUUGCGCCGGUACAAUCAUCUCGGAGCGUUAUGUUCUCACUGCCGCUCAUUGUGUUACACAACUUCCGGAAGGUGUCACACUGAUAGGUGUCAGAGUAGGAGAUCACGAUAUAAGCAAGGAACGCGACUGCGAGUACGACUACAACGGACUCGAAACCCAAUGUGCCGAGCGAUAUCAGGAUUUUACUGUAGAAAGUUUUCACUACCAUCCAGACUACUCACCAGCGCGGCUGCAAAAUGAUAUCGCGCUAAUCAGAUUAAAUGAUUCGAUAGAUUUCAAACCCUUGAAUGUCAGACCGAUUUGCUUACCUUUGGGUUCUGCGGCACCGCUGAAACAAAAAAAAGUCAUAGUGACCGGUUGGAACUUGACGGAUUCGCGCAGUCAUUAUCUCUUGCAAGCUAGAUUGCCACUGGUUACCCAGGAGCGUUGUCAAGAAGCGUAUGGAAAUUCAACCGGAUAUCAGAUUUCGUACAAACAGUUGUGCGCCGGUGGUCAAAACAACGUAAACUUUUGCGUGGGUGACAACGGCGGGCCUCAACAAACACCCGGUAUAUACGGCAACAAAGUAGUUCGCAUUAUUCAACACGGGAUAAUCAGUUACGGUUUAACUCACUGCGGAAUAGGAGAUGUUCCCAUAGUUUCUACAAGAGUUGCUUAUUAUACGGACUGGAUUCUCAACACCAUGACGGAUUAUCAGUUCCAGAGCAAAAUCGCUGAAGAACUACCGCUAGCAAAUAUGACGUUCAUCGGCCUGCUGAUUUUUCUCCUCUCUCUAUCAACAAUUAACGCACAACAUGAGUGCUCGGAUUCGCGCGCUGUUUGCAUCAAUAUUCGCAACUGCCCAUCUCUUCUUGCAAUCCUGAGAGGAUCGAGACCGCUCUCGACACAAGCAUUGCAAACUCUUAGAAACGCUCAAUGUGGCUUCGAAAACAGAGAUCCGCUGGUUUGCUGCGUGAAUAACGAACAAUCAACGGUAUCAGAGACACAGACAGAUGCGGAUAACGAACCUGCUCCGCCGGAUGUCACGAAUCAUCGGAAUCUACGUUUGUUGAAUCACAAGAUUUGCGGACCCAUCACUCAGCCGAAAAUAUUCGGUGGUAACAAAACCGGAAUCUUCGAGUUCCCGUGGAUGGCGUUGAUCGCGUACAACACCGGAAGACGGAAUCCGGAGUUCCGUUGCGGCGGUACAAUAAUCUCGGAUCGUUAUGUUCUCACUGCCGCUCAUUGUGUUACACAACUUCCGGAAGGUGUCACACUGAUAGGCGUCAGAGUAGGAGAUCACGAUAUAAGCAAGGAACGCGACUGCGAGUACGACGAGAACGGACUCGAAACCCAAUGUGCCGAGCAAUAUCAAGAUUUCACCGUAGAGAGUUUUCAUUACCAUCCGGACUACACAUUAGCGCGUCUGCAAGAUGACAUCGCGCUCAUCAGAGUAAAUGACACGAUAGAUUUCAGACCCUUGAGUGUCCGACCGAUUUGUUUACCUUUUGGUCCUGCGGCAACGCUGGAUCAAAAAAGAGUAAGAGCCAUAGUGACUGGUUGGGGCGCGACGGAAUUGGGUACGCGCAGUCGGGAUCUCUUGCAAGCGAAGUUGCCACUGGUUACUCAGGAGCGUUGUCAACAAGCGUACAGAGGUAGAACUCAGAUCUGGUACAAGCAACUUUGCGCCGGUGGUAAAAACAACGUGGACUCGUGCGCGGGUGACAGCGGCGGUCCUCUUCAAGCACCCGGUAAAUACGGCAAAACAGUGCGCACCGUUCAACACGGUAUAGUCAGUUACGGUUUGAAGCAGUGCGGCAUAGAAGGUUUCCCCGGAGUCUACACAAGGGUUGCUUAUUACGUGGACUGGAUUCUCAAUACCAUGAGAGAUUAGGCUCCUCGCAGAGGGCUGGGAAUGCGCAUCCGAGACUUUCCUUCUCAUCGCGAAAAUACGAAUUCAAAAUACAAUAUUUUGUACAUUAAUUGCUUUUUUUUUUUUAUUGCUCUCUUUUUAAGACUGAAAUGUCUUACUGCCGAUGUGAUCCGUUCUAACACACUCUGAUUCUUUCGUGUGACGUUUUUUUCAUUCACGAUAGACGCUGAUGAGCCAUGUUGCAAAAGUUGCUUUAAAAUAUACGUAACGUAUAAAGAGCGAAUUUUUUAAUGUUUUUUUUAUACAAAAGAAAAUGUUUAUUGUAUUUGCGUGACUGUAUGUGUGUGUCACUGAGUGUGUGACUUAUGAAAGUUUUUUUUUAUAAAGCGAUAUUUAAAGUAUCUUUUAUAAAGAGUGCGAGUGAUUUAUGUAUCUUUUAUAAUGUGAUUUUAAAUCAGAAAUAAAUAAACCUUAUAUGUGUAAUUU